Messenger RNA from Cornus florida, 3552 nucleotides. RefSeq lists its product as uncharacterized. The record is from RefSeq and is a predicted model, not a curated record. Lineage: Eukaryota; Viridiplantae; Streptophyta; Magnoliopsida; Cornales; Cornaceae. Bases 1 to 3552 code for a protein of 1183 amino acids. Gene Ontology annotation, biological process: DNA integration. Gene Ontology annotation, molecular function: nucleic acid binding. The transcript has 4 exons.
AUGGAUCACAAAACCAAUGAAGAAAAGAAGCGGCAAGCUUUCAGGGCCGCUUGCAUCAGACUGAAAGCAUAUCUGGCUGAGAAGAGACUGGCCAGAGAAGAACAACUAUAUGAAGAGGUAUCGGCCAGCACGGCCGAUAUAAUUGAAGAGGGUUUCGAAAAACUGGAUGCAAUCCAACUUGAAGAUUUGGAGUUAGCCCCUUCUAGGAUGGAAGAUAAUAAAGCAGAGGUGCAAGAUCCUUUAUUGGAAAUAAAUGUUGAGAUGCCUGGCCUGUCUAGAAAAUUGGUAGAACAUAGAUUACCGAUCAAGAAAGAUUUUCAGCCAUAUAAACAACCACCAAGAAGGAUGUCUUCGGAAGUAAUGCUCAAAAUUAAAGAAGAAAUUGAAAGACUUCUUAAGGCAGGAUUUAUUCGAACAGUUAGGUAUGUUGAAUGGUUGUCUAAUGUUGUUCCUGUAAUGAAGAAGAAUGGCAAACUUAGAGUUUGUGUGGAUUUUCGCAAUUUAAAUAAUGCCACUCCAAAAGAUGAAUAUCCAAUGCCUGUGGUCGAUCAACUUAUUGAUUCGGCCGCUAAGCAUGAAAUAUUGUCUUUUAUAGACGGCCAUUCAGGCUACAAUCAAAUCUAUUUAGCCGAGGAGGAUGUUCAUAAAACGGCUUUUAGAUGUCCUGGGUCAAUUGGUACUUUUGAGUGGAUUGUGAUGCCAUUUGGCCUAAAAAAUGCUGGGGCUACUUAUCAAAGGGCAAUGAAUUCUAUCUUUCAUGAUAUGAUUGGCCGAUUCAUGGAAAUUUAUAUAGAUGAUGUGGUUGUGAAAUCAUCGGCUAAGAGACAGCAUUUGGAACACUUGAAAAGGGCCUUUGAAAGGAUGAGGAUUCACAAAUUGAAAAUGAACCCAUUGAAGUGUGCAUUUGGAGUUUCAGCCGGGAAUUUCUUGGGGUUCUUGGUACAUAAACGAGGUAUUGAAGUUGAUCAGAAUAAGGUCAAAGCUAUUAUAAAUGCUAGGGUCCCAGCCAACAAAAAACAAGUGCAAAGGUUCCUCGGCCAGGUAGGUUUUCUUAGAAGAUUUAUUUCUAACCAUGCUAGCCGAGUGCAUGUCUUUUCGACUUUAGUGAAAUUAAAGUCACAUGAGAAAUUUCAUUGGGACGAAUCCCAUCAGAAGGCCUUUGACAAAAUAAAAGAGUAUUUGGCAAACCCCCCGGUUGUAAUGCCUCUAAGAAAGAAGUGGCCGUUAAAGCUUUAUUUAUCAGCCGCAGAAGAAUCAAUUGGUAGUAUGCUCGCACAAGACAAUGAACAUGGAAAGGAGCAGGCUGUCUACUACCUGAGUAGAGUACUAACUGAUGUAGAAUGCAGAUAUUCCUCAAUUGAGAAGCUUUGUUUAUCUUUGUACUAUUCGGCCAUGAAGUUGAUAGUAUACAUGCGGCCUGUUGAUGUUUACAUUCUUUGUCAGACUAACGUGAUCAAGUAUAUGCUAUCAAGGCCAUUGAUCACUGGCCAAAUAGGUAAGUGGGCUUUGGCUUUGAUGGAAUUCAAUUUUAUCUACGUCCCACAAAAAUCAGUAAAAGGAAGGGUUCUGGCUGAUUUUUUGGCCGAUCAUCCUUCAACUGAUAUUGAUCCAUGGGUUUAUGAUGAAUUGGAGUUAUCAGCUAUAUUCUUAACUUCUUGGAUCUUGAUGUUUGAUGGAUCAAGCACGGCUGAUGGAGCAGGAGCAGGUAUUGUUAUUAUUUUGCCAGCUGGCAGAAAGGUUUCAUUCUCUUUCUUUUUAGAUUUUAAAUGUUCAAAUAAUCAGGCCGAAUAUGAAGCGCUUAUAAUCGGCCUGGAGAUUUUAAUUGAAAUGACUUUCUGGCCGAGAGGGCAGAAUAAGGAGGCCAACAGCAUGGCCCAAGCAGCCUCUGGAAUAAGAGUACCAGCUGGAAUAGAAGAUCAGUUAAUAAAGAUAACACGAAGAUCUUUGCCAUCGGCCGAAUUGAGAAAUACUAUGUUGUUUGUUACUUGGACAAUUGAUGUAGAAGAUUUGGCCGACGAUGACUGGAGGAUACCAUUUAUAAUGUUUCUUCGAAAUCCAAACAUUAAGGCUGAUAGAAGUAUUAAAAGAAAAGCGAUCAACUUUGUGCUUCUAGACAGGGAUCUAUACAGAAAAGGGUUAGAAGAUGGGCUCUUACUACAAUGUAUAAGCAAGGAGGAAUCACUUCAGGUUAUGGCCGAGGUACAUGAGGGCAGCUGUGGGGCUCACCAAGCUGGGAUUAAAAUGAGAUGGUUGAUUCGCAGGUAUGGAUAUUAUUGGCCGAGGAUGAGGAAAGAUUGCAUAAAUUACUCAAAAGGUUGUCAAGCUUGUCAAAGACAUAGGCCGAUUCAAAAUGUACCAGCAAAAGAAUUACAGCCAAUAAUCAAACUUUGGCCAUUCAGAGGUUGGGGCCUUGACCUUAUUGGUAAAAUUAAUCCACCAUCAAGCGAAGGCCAUCACUGGGUGAUUGUUGCCACAGAUUAUUUUACUAAAUGGGUUGAGGCCAAGGCUUGCAAAGCGGUUGAUCAGCAAACAGUGAUUAAUUUCAUGGAACAAAACAUCAUCCACAGAUUUGGGAUUCCAGAAACACUUGUUUCAGACAAUGCAACAGUAUUUAGGGCAACUGAUGUACUACAAUUCGGCCACAACAUGAAUAUUCAUAUGUCAGCCUCUACGCCAUACUAUACUCAAGCAAAUGGCCAGGCCGAAUUUUCAAACAAAAUUUUAAUAGAGAUCAUUGAAAAAAUGAUCAAAGAUAAGCCAGAAAGCUGGCUAAAUUAUAAUCAGCCAGAACGUUGGCCGAAUUAUAAUCAGCCACUGGUGGUAAAUCAAGAUCGACCGGUCAUUGAUUAUCUUAAUCAGCCAACGACGGUCGAUAAGGUUCAGUUGGCUGAUCCUAUUAAGCAAGAAUAUGGUAAUGGCCUUAAGCGAAUAGGUCGACCAAUGUACAAAAAGCCAAAAUCAGCCACAUCCGACACUCAAACAUCUACCAUAUCUGCCAAAAAGGGAGCAGAUGAUGAAGUCAUGGAGGUCGACAAUGAUAUUUUCAUACCAGGUAGUAAUGUGAUCGGCCAGGCUCCCAAAAGGAAGGUUGAUGAAGGGAAUCAGCCUAAGGUUACCGAGAGUACACCAUCAGCCAUUCCGAAUGUUAAGGCUCUCAUACAACACGAGAAAGGUAAAAGAAUUUCAGAAUUAAAUCGGCUAGAUUACCAGAAUACUUGGCCGAGAGUGGUAUCUAAUCCUCAGCCAGAAUCAUCAUUGACUAAGAGAAUUCUUUUAGCCUGUCGUUCUCAACCGAAUUUCAAGAAAAGAAAGCGGGGAUGGAAACUAAAAAGGGUUAAGUGGAGAAGAAAUUCGCGGAAGAAAAUGAAUCGGCCAAUUAAUGCAAAAUUUUGCAUGGCCGAUGCAGUGCUACAUGAAGAAAAUAAAAUGGGGCGACCAAUAUCGGCCAUAAUGAAAAGAAGUCUAGCUGAUAUUAACUCUAAAAGAGCAUUGGCUGGUACUUAUGGUGUUCCACGCUCCAGUGCUUCCAAAAAGGCUUCGUCUCGUUUUUGA